AUGACUUGGCUUCUCGUUAUCUCGGCACUCCUCAGCGGUUGCGCGGCAGAGAUUUUCAAGCCGGACAACCAUACCACAUAUCUCAACACUCGCGUCCCGUCGCUGUACAACCUGACCUUGGACCAAAUCAGCGGCUCCUACUGGACCAGUGCUUUCCUCACCACAACCACUGGCACCCAGUACCUCGCCCUCGCCCACAUCCUGGGCCCGAUCUGCAAAUCCUCCCUCCUCGCCCUGGACACCCUCGAGUACUGGAACAACUUGGAAUACGCGAACCCUCCCAACUCCUCCCUUCCCACUACAGGCUUCCACAUCUCGUCCGGAAACUGCGCUCUGGGAUCAACGUCGGCGGAUAUGAUCACGAGCAUGUACACCUCCGGCUCGACCUCCGAAUACGCCUACAACCUGACCUGGGAGAGCACGUCAAAGGUCAUCUUGAACGGCGGCGGCGCGGCCUUCACCUUCGGCCCCGGCUUCGCUAACUCGACUGAGUGGUCCAUCCCGGCCAGCACCGCGUCCGGGACAGUCACUCUGGGCGAGGAGACGCACGCCGUCGACCCGAGCCGGUCAAUGCUCUGGUACGACCAUCAAAAGGGCGCCGGGGCCCCCCAGAAAUGGACCUGGUUUCAGCUGCACUUCCCCAACUCCUCGACCAAGGCAAGCAUCUGGGCCUACGACUUUGGCAGCCCGUCGUUCGAGUCGUACCAGUUCGCGACUGUCCGCGUCGGCGAGGAGUCGCAGUACGUCCUGCCCUUCGACAUGGAAGCCGGCGGCGGCUGCGGCUCGUGGACCUCUCCGAGAUCCAACAUCACCUACCCCCAGAGCUGGAGACUCAGCUUCGAGAAUGGGGAUGUGCUCGACAUCGAGUCGGUGCGGAAGGACCAGGAGAUCUACGGUGCCAAGGCUGUGAGCGACACCGUUUACGCGGGUUAUGUCAACGUCUCUGGGAAGUUUCUAGGGCUGGAAUCGGGGUUCGGGGUCGUGGAGAUGAUCCAGCUGUUCUGA
Messenger RNA from Colletotrichum higginsianum IMI 349063, 1005 nucleotides. Its product is annotated as Secreted hydrolase-like protein. The coding region runs from base 1 to 1005 and encodes 334 amino acids. The record is from RefSeq and is a predicted model, not a curated record. The transcript is spliced from 2 exons. NCBI's taxonomy places the organism in Eukaryota, Fungi, Ascomycota, Sordariomycetes, Glomerellales, Glomerellaceae.